This is a messenger RNA of Paramecium tetraurelia, 297 nucleotides long. RefSeq lists its product as uncharacterized. The transcript has a single exon. The record is from RefSeq and is a predicted model, not a curated record. Gene Ontology annotation, biological process: mitochondrial respiratory chain complex III assembly. Lineage: Eukaryota; Ciliophora; Oligohymenophorea; Peniculida; Parameciidae.
AUGAGUAAUAUUUAUAAAGGGACUUUGCUUUUUUAUAGAAGGAUGCUCAAGACUAUGAUGAAAACAUUCAAUGGGGAUCCAGAAAUGUUUCAUAGAGUCAGAAUCGAAUGUCGAAAUAAAAUCAAAGAAAAUGCAAAUGAGACUGAUUAAAUCAAAAUACAGAAUCACAUUUUUUUUGGAGAAGAAGCUCGCGAAUUCUUAGAAAAUCAUUUGAUAUCAGGAAAAUUAUAGCCGAAUGGGAGAUAUCGUUUUAAAGCCUAACCUUAACAUAGCAUGAAUGAUCCAAUUAAACAAUGA